Messenger RNA from Vicia faba (fava bean), 465 nucleotides. NCBI's taxonomy places the organism in Eukaryota, Viridiplantae, Streptophyta, Magnoliopsida, Fabales, Fabaceae. The record is from the annotation of a GenBank genome assembly.
AUGCAAGUCGCAACACCCUUCUUGAUUCAUAGAGAUAUCAAAUCUUCCGAUAUACUUUUAGAUGCAAAUUUCAAUGCCAAGGUCUCUGAUUUCAGUCUUGCCAUAAUUGAUUGGUCCCAAAAGAAGAAUUUGAAACUUUCAGGAACAUUGGGGUAUGUAACCUCGAAAUAUAUUUUAGAUGUCUUCAUCGGAAUCUUUGAAGAUCCUUCAAGAGCAGCUAGAGCUUACAUAAAAUGUGAUAACUUGAAGAAUGCACGAAAGAUGUUUGAUAAAACGCUUGAGAGAAUCAAUGGGAGACAUGAAAGAAGAAUUGCUGCCAAUGUUGGAUCAUUGCUAAGAGACAAGGAUGAUGUAAUCGUGGCUACACCUUAUACUGAUUCUAUUUUGGAGUACCAUGUUGUUAUUCAUAGCCAAAUAGAAAACUUGGGAGAUGGUUCAUUUUUUGUUAGCUGUGAUCAAAGAUAA